GAUAAAUAAAAUGUCAUAACGCUUAUCAGUUUGACAUUGAUUGAUAAGCGGCGAGCUCGGUGAUUGUUUGUUUACUUCUCAUUUUCACGGCAUUAUAAAUUAAAAUGUUGGCAAAAAGAAGAAACUUUCUACAAAAAGCUGCUCUAAAAGGAUGCAGAUGCUGUUCUGAAAUAUUUCCUAUCACCGAAACGAAGAUAAUUCGUAAGAAAAAGCCAAAUAAGUCGGAUAACCUCAACAGUGAAAAAGUUUUAGAAGUUAAAAAUGUUUCCAAAGAAUUUCGAGUCAAUGAAGUGAAUAUUCAAAUGAUAUCUAAAAACAUUUAUGAGCAGCUUUUUACAAGUGCUAGUCCAGCUUUAGAUGCUAAGACGAUUGAAAGUUGCCAGAACAAUCUCUUAAAGCAUGGUAUCAACUACAAAGAACACAGUCACAUGCCCGACGUGGAGAUAAAGCUGCCGAAGCUAGAAGGAAAGGAUGUGGUGGAGCAUUUCUACAACAUUGGUGAGAGGCAGAGCGCUCCAUAUAGGGAGCUGUUAAGAAAACUGGCUAGUAGCAAACUGCCUCCAAUGCCAAAGAAAUGGUCAAGAGCAUUCGGAUGGAGUAAGUAUGUGGGUGAUGUGGCACAUCCGGUGCCUUGUCCCCCGGAUGAUGCGCUGGUGUUUGAUGUGGAGGUCCUGAUGAGUGCGGGGAAGAGGCCCACGCUGGCCUGUGCUGUAUCCACUGAUGCCUGGUAUGGCUGGGUCAGUGAACCACUAGCCAAUGGAGAUCCUCACACACACUUCAGUAACGUCAACUACCAUGACUUGAUACCCUUGGAGACAGACGGCAUGAAGCCGUGUGGAGACUUGCAGAGACCCAGGAUAGUGAUAGGCCAUAAUGUGUCUUAUGAUAGGGCGAAAAUCAAAGAGCAGUAUUGGCUGCAAAAAACAGGAGUUCGCUUCAUGGAUACUAUGUCGAUGCAUACUUGCGUGAGUGGCGUCACGAGUUACCAGCGGACCGUCCUCAAAGCCCGUAACAAAGAACCGCAUCCCAGCGACGACGACUGGAUCGAAAUCAGUGCUUUAAACAAUCUCAGCGAGGUCCACAAACUGUACUGCGGCUCGCCCAUCGAUAAACAAACCCGGGACGUCUUUGUGGAAGGCACGAUGGACGACGUGCACGAAAGCUUCCAGGAUCUGAUGCGGUACUGCGCGGGAGACGUGGUGGCGACGCACAGCGUCCUGAGGGAACUUCUCCCACUUNUCCCGCUGUUCCUGGAGCGAUUCCCGCACCCGGUCACCUUGGCAGGGAUGCUGGAGUUAGGAUCAGCCUAUCUUCCAGUGAACUCCAACUGGCUUCAAUACAUCGACGCAGCAGAAACCGUCUUCGAAGACUUGAAGUUAGAAUCUCGACAACUGCUAUCCCAAAAGGCGGAUGAAGCUUGUCACAUGAUGGCGAAUGACGCUUACAAAAAAGAUCUUUGGAUGUGGGACCAGGAUUGGUCGACGCAAAAGCUGAAAUUAAAAAAGAUUGCUAAAAAGAAAAAAGAUAACACGCCGUUUGAAUUAGAAACAGUUGAAGAUCUUGAAAAAAGAACUAAAAGUUCACUUAAAGAAAAAGAUUUUAAACUUUUGAAUGAGGAAUACAUAGAUUAUAUUCAGAAAAACACACAAGAAUCAGAAACAAUAGAAGGUGUGAAAGAAUUAAGUAAAAAGUUUGUAUAUCUGUAUGCAAUGGCAGAGUCGCUGCCAGUAAGAAGGCCGUACUUGCCUGGUUAUCCUGCGUGGUAUAGGAAGCUUUGCACAAAACCUGGCAAAGAUCCUGAUUGGACUCCAGGCGCUAACAAUAUUACGACUAGUAUGCAGAUAACUCCAAAACUCCUCCGUCUAUCCUGGGAAGGGUAUCCUCUCCACUACAUUCAAGAAGAAGGGUGGGGCUUCCUGGUGCCCUUUAGCAGGACGCAGAAGGAGACAGAGGGAGAGCCCGUGUUGCCUCUAGAAGAACUGUUAGCGGCAUGUCCUAUGGCGUUUUGUAAGCAGAGUGACAUUGAAGCCAAUGUGCAUUUGUUACCAAAGACUGUUGAGGAGGAUUUAGGCAGAAGAGCGUACUAUGCUCGGAAGAAAUUCGACGAGCAAGCGGCGGCUAACCAGUACCAUGGUUUAGGCGUGUGGUGCGGCGUACAAAUACAAGGUUGCUGUCACUUCUUGCGACUACCGCACAAAGAUGGGCCGAAGUACAAAGUGGGGAAUCCCCUAGCAAAAGAUUUCCUGGAUAUGUUCAGUCAGAAUGUGUUGACUGCGCAAGGGAACGAGGCGGAAAAGGUGCUAACCUUCGGCCGUAUGAUGUCGUACUGGCGGAACAACCGCGAGCGAAUCAUGAGCCAGCAAGUAGUGUGGUUGCCACAAGAACUGCUACCGGCUCAACUGAGGGGCACGCGGCAGUACGGAGCCAUUGUGCCACAAGUGGUCGUGUGUGGGACGCUUACUAGAAGAGCGAGCGAGCCAACCUGGAUGACGGCGAGCAACGCGCAGGCGGAGCGCGUGGGCUCCGAGUUGCGUGCCAUGGUGCAGGCGCCGCCGGGGUACAAGUUUGUAGGCGCCGACGUCGAUUCGCAGGAACUCUGGAUAGCAGCGUUACUCGGGGACAGUUCGCUAGGCCUGUGCGGAGGGACCGCCUUCGGCUGGGCCGUGCUAGCCGGAGACAAGUCCACUAAGACCGACCUGCAUUCGCUGACCGCCGCCGCUGCCGCUAUCUCGCGCGACCACGCCAAGGUCAUCAACUACGCCAGAAUAUAUGGUGCCGGUCAGAACUUCGCCGAAAGACUGCUGAAGCAAUUCAACCCGACCAUGACGAUAUCGGAGGCGAAGAGCAAAGCGGCCAAAAUGUUCACCACCACCAAAGGCCGCCGCGUGUACUCGCUGAAGAAACAGUAUAUGGAGGGGUUCAUCUUGGAUGAAGAUGAGGAGUCCAAGGUGGUAGAAAUGGCGGGCUACCAAGCGACGCGUCUCGCGAAGAUGAGCGGCAAGCGCGUCGAGGACAUGUUCGAGCGGCCUAAGUGGGUCGGCGGCACCGAGUCCGACAUGUUCAACAAGCUGGAAGAAAUUGCUGAAUCAGAGGCGCCUUCGACGGCCUUCCUUAGCGGGCGGCUGUCGCGGGCGCUGGAACACGCGCACGGGCGCUGGGGCUCCACGCGCCUCAACUGGGCCGUGCAGAGCGCCGCCGCAGACUUCCUGCACCUCAUGCUGGCCAGCCUGGCGCACCUGGCGCCCCGGGCCAGGUUUUGCCUGAGUUUCCAUGACGAAGUACGAUACCUAGUCCCCGACGAACAUAAAUACGAGGCUGCGUUGGCUCUGCAAAUCACCAAUCUCCUCACAAGGGCGUUUUGUUCCCAGAGGGUAGGAAUAAACGACCUACCACUAUCUGUGGCGUUCUUCACAUCGGUUGAAGUGGACCAAGUAUUGCGGAAGGAAGCAACCCUGAGCUGCACCACGCCUUCAAACCCGCACGGGCUGGACAAGGGCUACGGGAUACCUGACGGAGAGUCGUUGAACAUAUUUGAAAUACUCGAUAAGUGUAAAAGUAAUAAAAAAGGUGAUUAAAAAAUAUCUUUU
Ostrinia furnacalis (Asian corn borer) is the source of this 3587-nucleotide messenger RNA. RefSeq names its product DNA polymerase gamma, catalytic subunit tam (gene tam). The record is from RefSeq and is a predicted model, not a curated record. Gene Ontology annotation, biological process: mitochondrial DNA replication. The transcript is spliced from 18 exons. Gene Ontology annotation, molecular function: DNA binding; 3'-5' exonuclease activity; DNA-directed DNA polymerase activity. Bases 105 to 3575 code for a protein of 1156 amino acids. Lineage: Eukaryota; Metazoa; Arthropoda; Insecta; Lepidoptera; Crambidae. Gene Ontology annotation, cellular component: gamma DNA polymerase complex; mitochondrion.